CUCUUCUUUCUUGGAAAAUCGAGCUCUCUUCCGCUCUUUCUCCUUAUUCAAGAGUGAAUAGCACAGCUGAGAUAGAGACCUGUGGCAGAUGAAAAGAAAAUCAGAGAAAGGAUUUGAGAAGACCAAAGAGGUUGAUUUAUCAAGGGAUAUUUUGUUGGAUCAGCAUUGAGAGUCUUAAAGGGUAUUUGAGAAGUCUGGGAUGAAUUGGAUUGACUUUCAAUCAUGAUCAGGAGAUGAGUGAAAUUAUUAUUAAGGUUGUAAUGAAGAGAUUUUGGGAUGGUAUGCAGGUUGACUUUACCAAAGUCAGAUUUGUAUCUGAUGAUCACAGUUAAUUUUGGAUCAUAGUAGGCUGAUUGCAGGCGUACAAGGAGAAGCUAGUUGUUUGAAUUGUUUCGUUGUGUCUUCAAUUGGCUUGCAAGUUGAAAGUCCUUUGUCCUUCAGUUAUCUUGCUUACUAUUGUUAAUAUUUGAAGCUGCUAGAAUGACUUGUAAAUUGUAGUAGAUGGAAUGUUUUGCAAGUGAUAUACGUAACUAGCAGCAAUAUAAUUUAUGGCUCAUUGAGUUUCCUUAUUGAAAGUGUUUCUCUAAGUAUCAUAAUUUGCCUGUAGCCUUAAUCUUGGUGGUACUAAGAGUAAAAUGGAAGCAGAGACUUUGAACGGCAAUCAUGCUCCCAGUUUUCUUCACCGGUCACUUCCUGCUGUUAUACCUAUGCUUAUGAUUUCAUUAGGAUAUGUUGACCCUGGAAAGUGGGUGGCAAUUGUUGAAGGAGGUGCACGAUUUGGGUUUGAUCUGAUGGCCUUUGCACUUAUCUUCAAUUUUGCAGCAAUAUUCUGUCAGUACAUAUCAGCAAAAAUUGCUAUAGUCACCGGAAAAGAUCUUGCUCAGAUUUGCAGUGAUGAGUACGACAAUUGGACAUGCAUGCUUCUUGGAGUUCAAACAGAACUUUCAGUAAUUAUGCUAGACCUGAACAUGAUAUUGGGCAUGGCAUAUGGAUUAAAUAUUCUUUUUGGAUGGGAUUUGUUCACUUGUGUCUUUUUAACUGCUACUGGUGCUGUUUUCCAUCUCCUUCUUGUUGUCCUUCUUGACAUUGAGAGGGCGAAGAUCCUAGGCCUGUUUGUGUCUAGUUUUGUAUUUCUUUCUUUUGUAUUUGGAAUACUCGUUAAUCAACCAGAAAUUCCAUUAUCCAUCAAUGGAAUACUAACAAAGAUGAGUGGGGAGAGUGCAUUUGUGCUAAUGAGUCUUUUAGGAGCAACUUUUGUGCCGCACAACUUCUACCUUCAUUCCAAUAUUGUACAGUGGCAUCAGGGAUCAACAACCAUUUCUAAGGAUGCUUUGUGUCAUAACCAUUUUUUGGCCAUCAUAUGUGUCUUCAGUGGCCUUUAUUUGGUAAAUAAUGUGCUUAUGAAUGCUGCAGCAAAUGAGUUCUACAGUAUGGAUCUUGUUUUGGCUACUUUUCAGGAUGCAUUAUCGCCAAUGGAACAGGUGCUACGUAGUCCAAUAGCCAUGCUUGCAUUUUUACUCAUUCUGUUUUUUUCAAAUCAAGCCACAGCAUUAACUUGGAGUUUUGGUGGAGAAGUAGUUGUUCAUGGUUUCUUAAAAUUGGAUAUUCCGGGUUGGCUUCAUUAUGCUACAAUCAGAGUAAUUGCUGUUCUGCCUGCCCUUUAUUGUGUUUGGAGUUCAGGAGCUGAAGGGAUAUAUCAACUACUUAUAUUCACUCAGGUUGUUGUAGCUCUGCAACUACCAUCUUCUGUGAUCCCCCUUUUUCGAAUUGCUUCUUCUAGAUCAAUAAUGGGGGUGCACAAGAUCCCUCAAUUUGUGGAAUUUAUGGCAUUGAUCAUAUUUAUUGGGAUGCUUGGCUUGAACAUUGUCUUUGUUGUAGAAAUGAUAUUUGGCAGUAGUGAUUGGGUGGGUAAUUUAAGAUGGAAUGUGGGGAAUGGUGUAUCUCUCUCUUAUUUUGUUCUUCUUUGCACUGCUUUUGCAUCAUUCUGUCUGAUGCUUUGGUUAGCCGCCACACCUUUAAAAUCUUCAAGUGUCCAAUCAUGGAACUGGUACAAGCCACAGGCCAUACCAAAUCCACGAAUAGAUACUGAGGAAACAAAUUUAACUGAAACAAGGUAUCAUGGAGAUACAUCUGUACAGGUGAUGGAAACAUCACCGGCUCUUGCAAGGACCCUUGAGUACUCAGAUGUACCAGUUACAAGCUUUUGUCAUGAUCUACCUGAAACUAUCAUGGAGCCUGACAUUCAUGUGACUACUGUAAAGGAGACUCAUUCAAUCACAUCAUUUCCUUGCUCCCCAACUUCUGUUGUUAAGGAAUCAGCUUCCACUUCAGAAUCAGAGGCAUUAUCAGCUGUAAUUAAUGAGACUUCUGAUGUUAGAUUGGGGGAUGCCAAAACUUUGAUAACAGAAUCAAUUGCCCCUAUUGAGAAAACUGUAGAAGCUGAGGGAGAUUCAAUUGCCGAAAGGGAUGAUGAUGAUGGAGAUUCAUGGGAAACUGAAGAAACAUCCAAAGUGGUCUCAGUAAGUGUUCCAUCUUCAGCAUCAGAUGGGCCAGCAUCAUUCAGGAGCCUAAGUGGGAAAAGUGAUGAUGGGGGGAAUAGCAUUGGAAGUCUUUCAAGAUUAGCAGGCUUAGGGCGUGGUGCAAGGCGUCAACUAGCAGCUAUUCUUGAUGAAUUCUGGGGACAACUUUAUGAUUUCCAUGGACAAUUUACCCAGGAAGCCAAGGCCAAGAAACUGGAUGUUUUACUGGGAGUAGAUUCAAGACUUACUGGUUCUUUGCAGAAAGUAGAUGUAUGUGGAAAGGAACAUACUGAAUACAUAACAUCUGUAGGAAGUAGAGCUCCUGAUACUUUGAUAAACUCUGUUCCAUAUGACUCUCCCCAGCAGCGGAGGAUUCAAAGUAAUUUAGAGUCUUCCUAUGGGCCUAGAAGGAGUACGUCCUCACUGCGAGCAAAUCCCAUCCAGUUUUUAGAUGAGUAUGUUACUUCCAGCCGCAAUCUCCUUGAUACUGGUGAAAGGCGCUAUUCCAGUGUGCACAAUCUACCUUCAUCUGGUGCCUGGGAUUAUCAGCCAGCUACUGUACAUGGUUAUCAGGUAGCAUCGUAUAUUAGUCAGGUUGGUAAAAACACAAAUUCUGAUAACUUAAAUAGUCUAAUGGAUUUUUCUCCAAUGAAAUCCCCUUCCAUGGGUAAUACAAACUACAGGAGUUCUGUUGCAUUCCAAAAGUUGCAAAGUGGUUCAGGUUUAGGCCAACCCCCAGGGUUCCAGAAGAUGCCUGUCUCUAAGAAUUUUCAAUUGGCAUCUGAGAGCUCUUAUUAUGAUUCUCCCUCUUCUGGACCUGGUGAUAAUGCAGUCAGUUCAGUUAAUACUAAGAAAUACCACAGCUUGCCAGACAUUUCAGGAUAUGCCAUCCCUAGCAGGGAUGUUUACAUGUCUGAUAAUAGUGCUCCAUGGGAUGGUUCUGUUGGCGGAUAUGGAAAUAGGAGUCGUUAUGAACCGUCAUUAUAUCUGAAUUCUGGAUCAAGGACGGGAGCUCCUUUAGCGUUUGAUGUACUCUCUCCAUCAAAAGUCUACGGAGGAGGUGCACUUCCUUCUCAGUUGAGUUCUGGUUUUGGUACUGAAUCCCUCUGGUCCAGACAACCUUUUGAGCAGUUUGGAUUGGAUGAUAAAAUCCAUAAAUCUGGAACAGAUGUUAGAAUUAAGCCUAGUGCAACUGCUCAAGAAACUACUUCGCUUGUGGAUAUAGAUGGCAAACUUCUUCAAUCUUUUAGACAUUGUAUUGUGAAACUCACAAAAUUGGAAGGGUCAGAUUGGUUGUUUAGACAGAAUGAUGGAGCUGAUGAAGAGCUGAUUGAUGGUGUUGCUGCCAGGGAGAAAUUCAUUUAUGAAGUUGAAACCAUGGAUAUGAGCCGGGUCAAUUGUAUGGGAGAAACUCGUUAUUUUUCUUCUGAUAGGAAGUCAUGUUCUUCAAUGAAAAAUAACGAGGUAAAUUGCACUAAUUUUUCUGUGUCCGCAAUCCCUCACUGUGGGGAAGGAUGUGUAUGGAGAGCAGACUUAAUCAUAAGCUUUGGGGUGUGGUGUAUCCACCGUGUUCUUGACCUUUCACUUAUGGAGAGCCGGCCAGAGCUUUGGGGGAAAUACACGUAUGUCCUCAAUCGUCUUCAGGGCGUCAUUGACCUGGCUUUCUCCAAACCUCGUAGUCCCUUAUCACCAUGCUUUUGCCUUCAAGUUCCCAUGACACACCAGCAAAAGUCCAGCUCACCUCCUACCAAUGGCAUGCUGCCCCCUGCUGCGAAACCAGGCCGGGGAAAAUGCACAACUGCGUCAAUGGUGUUUGAGAUGGUCAAGGAUGUGGAGAUGGCAAUCUCUAGCCGGAAAGGCCGCACAGGUACUGCAGCUGGUGAUGUAGCUUUUCCCAAGGGAAAGGAAAAUUUGGCAUCUGUUCUCAAACGGUACAAGCGUAGAUUAUCCAACAAACCAGUUGGCACUCAAGAAGGGAUUCGCAAGAUUCUCACAUCAGUACCAUACAACUUAUAGUAUUUUGCCCUCUGAAUGCAUUAACACAAGUAGUGUUCCUUGGGCUGUUUUGAUAUGUUAAGCAGUCCAUGCUAUGUAUCAAGGACUGUUGUAUCCGUGUACCAAGGUCCUUCCUGCAUAUUAUAUUUCCUUGUAUGUUAUAUACAGAUAGGGUUAAAUUACUAUUUGUAAUUGCAAUGAAAUCAAAAGAAAAAAGUGGUUAGAUGGAAACUGACUUCUACAUGUUGGCUUAUUUUAAAUGUGCUUCAUCUCGCAAGUGCAUGCAAGGCGGGGGGAAACAAAAUGACCAAAAAAUGUCGACAUGUUUUUAAUUCAGGUGUUAAUAAGACACUUGGUAUGGUUGCCAAGUUUUCAACCAUUCCAGUUUUAGUGUGGAGAAGGUGGUUAUGCUUUUUGGUUGCUAUGAAGUUUUCUACUCAUGUAAUAUUUCUUUUUGUCCCGCCAAUUCUCAUGCGUUUUACAGGAAAAUAUUAACAAUUAUGAGAAAUAAGGAUCAGGUGACUUAUAUAUUAAAUUAAUAAAUAUAUAAUGAAUGAUGUAU
This is a messenger RNA of Abrus precatorius (Indian licorice), 5076 nucleotides long. Its product is annotated as ethylene-insensitive protein 2-like. The transcript is spliced from 9 exons. Gene Ontology annotation, biological process: metal ion transport; ethylene-activated signaling pathway. Gene Ontology annotation, cellular component: membrane. The record is from RefSeq and is a predicted model, not a curated record. The coding region runs from base 636 to 4535 and encodes 1299 amino acids. Lineage: Eukaryota; Viridiplantae; Streptophyta; Magnoliopsida; Fabales; Fabaceae. Gene Ontology annotation, molecular function: cadmium ion transmembrane transporter activity; manganese ion transmembrane transporter activity.